This is a messenger RNA of Plectropomus leopardus (leopard coralgrouper), 3722 nucleotides long. The record is from RefSeq and is a predicted model, not a curated record. NCBI's taxonomy places the organism in Eukaryota, Metazoa, Chordata, Actinopteri, Perciformes, Serranidae.
AUGAUUGAGAGGUCGCUGGCUCGCCUGACACUGCCUGGACCAGGAGCAGUGAUCUGUCUGGACUUUUCUGUGCAUGAGCAGCCAAUGGAGAAAGAGAAGGUGGUUGAUAAUAUCCAAGCGAAAUCUAGUUCCCCGUUACCUACUGGGAUUCCCAUUAACUGGGGGCUCAUCACUGGCCCUGUUCCUGAACCUGUGUUUCCAGCAAGCACCCAGCUUCCUCCGCCUCAGAGUUCUGCAGUGCACGCACUACAGACCAAGGUGAAGUCACUCACUCAGAGAAGGACAAGAGGGAGAGAUCGAGAGAAAGAAAGAUUGGAUACGGAGGUCUUAGUGAGCAGUCCAGCGGGGAAGAUUUCAUCCGAAGUCAUUCUCAGACAGAGGCCCAGAGGAAAGGGUCAGGUAUCUCUGCCUGUCCCUUCCUGGCGAUCAGGCGCGGCGAAGAACUCAAGCAGUAGUGAUGAGGAGGAGGAAGUAGAGGUGCAAGUAAGUUUCGAGAUUCACAGUCCUCCAGCUGAAGCACGAGGAGAGCUGGUGUUUCAGGAGAGAGAGAGAACUGAACAUGAGAGGUCAGAGGGAAAUGAGGACCGGGAUCAUACUCAGACAGAAGUGUUGUCAGAGCCUCAAAGGAAGUCUAAACCAGCUGAAACAGGCACCAGGAGCGAUGUGGAAAUUGUGGUGGAUGAUACUGUCAAAUCCUCAGAAAUUAAACAUUCAGACAGCGUUGAGUGCUACCUGGACAGGUGUGAGCAGAAGGAGACAGACUCUGGUGACCAAGCCAAAGGACUGUGCAAUUCAGACAGCUGGGAGAGCAUGUCUUCACAAAGUGGGGUACUCCCUGCUGAUGAUAAACUGAGAGUGAAGCAGAGAGCUUAUGCAAAGUUAAGGGAAAGACAACAAAACUGCAGGGAGGAAAGAGAGCAGAGCGGAGGAGAAAGUGCCAGCUGUUAUGGAGACAUGACUCCAGGCAGAGCAGAUUGUAAAGGUGCACACAGGGCAUUGGACAGCUCAGACUCAGCCAUCCUUGCUCAGGAACUUGAACCCUACUUGAGGUCACUUCUUGUAAUCACUGAUGAGCUUCCUCUGAGCCCAAGACAUGAGCAAGCCAAGCGUCUUCUGGAGCGAGCACGACUCAAGGCUCGCUCCAGUCACAUUAAAGGCGAUCGUCCCUGCAGACGCUCCCAUUCUGAUCAGAGAUCCACUGUAAAGAAGCAGCAAGUGGAGUCUCCCAGUCCAACACCAGUGCAGAAAGCUGUUCAAACCAAAGAAGAUCAAGCAGCUCUAACUAUAUCUGGUCCCCUCCUCACCCCAAACCAAAGAGACACUUCCCCUGGUGACCAAGGUGGUCGAUCCAGACGUUAUGGUUGUUCACCGACACGGGUGCGCUUCGAGGACGAAUCAGAGAAAGAGGCAGAGUCUCGGUACUUGGAUAGAGUGAGGCAGCGUAGCAGGCCGGGGCAGCCUAAGUCCAAGAGUAAAGAAAGUAAUACGGAUUCUAGCAGCAGUGGUUCAGAGAGAAGCAGAAGCCACAGAAGUGUCUCCAUGCCUCCGCCACAGAAACAAGAAGUUGUGGGUGUCAGUGGUGAACCCACAACAGUGAUUAAAGAGAUAAUAGUGCUGGUGAAAAAAUGUGAGUCAUGUGGCUCUGUAGUCAGGGAGCCUCAGCUGGCCUCAACACCGCCAGAGCCAAAGAACACUGAGCCAAAGCAGCCUGAGGAGCCACGGGAAAAAGCGGCUCCUCGCUGGGUGCCUCAUAACAAACCGGAGGCAAGUACUCGUCCUAAAGCUCCUCUAACUGUCACUUUUGCUGGAGCCUAUGUGCUGGGGGAAAAUAAAGAGAGCAGUACAGGGUGGAAAUCAUCAGGGUUUGGGAAACUCAGGAGAAGGAGCAGGAAAGGAGAAAGUCGGCUGGAGUCUGGCCAUGGGCCUUACGGCCCGUCUUGGGCUCAGCGGCGUAAUUCAAAUCCCAGGAACAGGGUCAACUUGAGCAGAGCUGUUUCAUUUGCCCCAGACAGCCCUGUUGCUCUGGAGCCCCGUUUGCUGGAUGGUCUGAGGGAAUCACCUCCCCCGUUGCUCCCUAUAAAGUCAGCCCUAAAGUCAAGCUCAAGAAAUCGCACUGCUGCAGGUCAGAUGACCUCUAAUCAGGGAGGUGAAGGAGGACUGUCUGCCCUCCUAGACUCUCCAGAGGCAAGAAGGGAGUGUGCAGUGGCAUUAACCCAAGGGACCCCUGCAACCAGCAGUCCAGUGCCCUGUAUCAGACCCUCCACCCUGAGGUACUCCCCAGCUCGGCUCACCUCUGACCUGCCAGCUGCUGAGCUCUGGGACGUCACUCCAGAUGGACCAGGUCUGAGUGAGCCUGGUUCUGGUCCUGAGUGUCGCCCCGCUCUCCGUGGCCUGGGGAUGUCCCGGGCCGAGGACCUCAGGGCAGAGCUGUUGAGAGCAGAACAUCUGAAAGCCGAGGCCACAUGGGAGGAAAACGCUGACGGGUCCAGAAAGCUGGAUGGACGGCCAAAGCUCUUCCUGCGUCGCUUCUUUUCCUCCAUCGGUCUCAACAGUGUUGGUAGACUGGUGAAAGGAGGUCGCUCCAGCAGCAUGGAGCAGCUCAGUAUACCCCCGGCCCCCCGAGUCAGCUCUGCUUCCCAAAGCCCCACACGCAGACCUCAGCCCACCAGCCGUAUGCAGAGGACACCCUCACUGCAAACCCUGCACACGGUGCUGCCACUGGCCCAACUGCGCAAAGCCUCAUCUGUGCAGAGUUUAGAGAGAAGAACAGAACGUUCAACAAUACUGGGAGAAGUGCAGAUACCGUACGGUCUGGCGCCAAGCCCUGACAGCCCUCAGCUGGAGCUUCACAGAGCCCUGAGUGUUGAAGACGUACUUGCCUCCAGAAUUGCACGUCCAGUGGGCCGCGUCACUCAGGCUUUCCCUGAUGGGACCCUCCUCCUGGAGCUCGUCAGACCCCCGAAUGGUCCCUUUGGGUUUGUCAUCUCAAGGGGCAAAGGUCGACCAGACACAGGUGUGUAUGUAGAGAAAGUGGGUGAUGGUGGUGGCGAAGGCCCCUACAUAGGUCUCCUUGGCAUCGGUGAUGAAAUUCUGCAGGUGAAUGGAGAGGCAGUGGCUGGACUCAGCCUGGACCAUGUGACACGGCUCAUGACCCGGGAAAGCACUGCUUCUCUUCGGAUCAUGCCGUCCCGACGCAACCAGCGCUGAGUUUGAAGAUAGGCAUGGAACAGAGCCAUUUUAUGGAUCCAUAUUUACCACUGCAAACACUGCUGCACAUGGUAGAUAGUCAGUGUGUAUCUCAGUGCACUUUUACAUGUCAAAAUAGCUACAUGAGAUUUCAGGGUUAGAGGUUCAUUAGUGCAAUAUUGUUAAACAAUAUGAAACUGCAGGGGACUUAAUUACAAUAACAAAUCAAUGAAAUAAAACCAAAUAGCCUACAGUCAGUAAUAAAUAGGACUAGAAACAGAGUAGAUGUUAGAGUUUAUAUUGUGAUACUAAAAAAAAAAGGCAAAGACUAUAAAUUCAAAUCCAGUAAAACUUAUUUCUAUGCAAUGAUUUCAUUGUCAGACUUAGCUGAAUAAUUUCUUUUACAAAGUAUCUGAAUUUUAACCCCAUUUACCUGUUUAAUAAAAACAAUGUGGUGACAGUAUUUGUCACAAUCAACGCUGCUUUUCAAAAUGUGAUUUAUUUUGAGUAGAACCAUAUUUUGUCACAUAUUUAAA